AUGAAUUAAAAUUAAGAAGAUAAUGCUUAACCAUAAUUAUUAGAUAAUUAAGGAACUGAAAAUUAAAAGCAAAUUGAAAAGAAAGUAGUUGUUUAACCUUUUGAAUAAGAAAAAUAAAAAAUUUAAUAUAAAUAUCUUGGACAUCCUCCUUUUGAAAUUAAUCCAGAAGAUGAAGUAACUAUACAUUUUAUUUAAGGAUAUAAGUUGUAUUGAAGGCAGAAUACCUAAUAUAUAAGCUUUAGAUUAAUGUGUUAAUCUAAAAAGAUUAUGUUUAAGAACAAAUUUAAUUUCUAAAUUAGAAGGACUAUAAAAUUGUAUAUUACUUGAAGAAUUAGAUUUAUAUGAUAAUCGUUUAAUAAAGAUAGAAAAUAUAGAAUUAUUAGUCAAUCUAGAAAUACUUGAUUUAUCUUUCAACAAUAUUAAAAAAAUAGAAAAUUUAGAAAACUAAAAGAAACUUAAAAAGUUGUUUUUAUUAAGUAAUAAGAUCAAAAAAGUAAAUAAUUAUUAUUAUUAUAAGAUAUAAAAUUUAGAUUUUCCUGAACUUACAAUGUUAGAACUUGGUUCUAAUAAAAUUUCAGAAAUUGAAAAUCUUGAUAAAUUGCCAAAACUUAGAGAAUUAUUUUUAGGUAAAAAUAAAAUAUAGUUAAUAAAAAAUCUUGAACCAUUAUCAAAUACAUUAGAAUUAUUAUCUUUAUCAUGCAAUAAAAUAUAAAUGAUUCAACCAGAAAUAUAAUGUUUAUAGAAUUUGAAUUAUCUUUAAAUAGCUGAAAAUUUCAUAACAAUUAUUGAAAAUUUGAAUGGAUUAAAAUAAUUAGAAUUAUUGGAUUUAGCUCAUAAUAAAAUUACUAAAGUUUAAGGAAUAGAUUAAUUAUAAUAACUAUAAGAUUUAUGGGUAUUAAUUAUUAACUAUAAUAGUUAAAUAAUAAUAAAAUUGAAUAUUUUAAAGACUUUGAAUUAUUGAAAUUAAAUCAAAGUAUCAAAACAAUAUAUGUUGAAUAAAAUCCUGUUUCAUAAUUCCCUGAUUACAAAAUGCAAUUAUUGUCUUUAAUACCAACCUUAAUUCAAAUAGAUGCUGUAAGAAUUAAAUGA
Paramecium primaurelia is the source of this 1089-nucleotide messenger RNA. Lineage: Eukaryota; Ciliophora; Oligohymenophorea; Peniculida; Parameciidae. The record is from the annotation of a GenBank genome assembly.